This is a messenger RNA of Brassica napus (rape), 1653 nucleotides long. Its product is annotated as probable serine/threonine-protein kinase PBL23. The transcript has 5 exons. Gene Ontology annotation, molecular function: protein kinase activity; ATP binding. Bases 376 to 1533 code for a protein of 385 amino acids. Gene Ontology annotation, biological process: protein phosphorylation. The record is from RefSeq and is a predicted model, not a curated record. NCBI's taxonomy places the organism in Eukaryota, Viridiplantae, Streptophyta, Magnoliopsida, Brassicales, Brassicaceae.
GGAAAUGGAUAAACAUAUAUAUAAAAUCAAAAUUAGAUUAUUUUAUCUUAAUUCUCUUCCAAUGGAUUCUUCACCAUCAAUUUAUUUUGCCUUUCUCAAGAAAAAUAAAAAGUAAACAUAAAAUAAACAAUCCAACAUAUAAAGGUUCUUAGUAGGAAAAAUUAAUUCUAAUUUUUGUUGUUUCUUCUUCUUUUGGGGCCAAAAGAGACCAGAUUCAAAUUUGGUUUCUUCAAAGGCCAAGCAUUUUUUUUUUUUUUUCAGGAAACCCUUUUGCCAUCUUGGAUUCCAAGUUCAAAAACCAUCCAUGAAACUGGAGUAACCAAUAAUCUUCUUGUAGUAACAAUCAGAAAGAUACAAAAAACAUAUACAUUAUAAAUGAAACUGAAUUGCUUGUUUUGUUGUAUGUCUGAGAGACGAUUUACCAGACGUUCAUCAUCGAUACCAAGCAUCAAAGACUGCAUUCAUGCAAAUAACAAUCUUUCUAGAUUUGACAACAUUUCUUUUAAAACAGAUAGCAGUAGGCGAAGAUACAUAUCCGAAGAGAUAGCAAAACUUGGGAAAGGGAACAUCAGUGCUCAUAUUUUUACAUUCAGAGAGCUCUGCGUCGCCACCAAGAACUUUAACCCUGAGAAUCAGCUCGGUGAAGGCGGUUUCGGAAGGGUUUACAAAGGACACAUAGAAACCCCUGAAAAGGUUGUUGCGGUUAAGCAGCUAGACAGGAAUGGAUACCAAGGGAACAGAGAGUUCCUUGUUGAAGUCAUGAUGCUGAGUCUCUUACAUCAUCAAAACCUUGUCAAUUUGGUUGGAUAUUGCGCAGACGGUGAUCAACGGAUUCUUGUCUAUGAGUGUAUGCAAAAUGGCUCAUUAGAAGAUCAUCUUCUCGAAUUGGUGCGGAACAAGAAGAAACCGUUGGAUUGGGACACAAGGAUGAAAGUUGCAGCAGGUGCAGCGAGAGGGCUCGAGUAUCUACACGAGACGGCUGAUCCUCCUGUGAUCUACAGAGACUUCAAGGCCUCAAACAUAUUACUUGACGAAGAAUUCAACCCAAAGCUUUCGGACUUUGGUUUAGCUAAAGUUGGUCCGACAGGUGGAGAGACUCAUGUGUCAACGAGAGUGAUGGGAACGUACGGCUACUGUGCGCCUGAGUAUGCUCUCACAGGACAGCUCACAGUGAAAUCCGAUGUUUACAGCUUCGGAGUCGUGUUCUUGGAGAUGAUCACAGGGCGAAGAGUCAUCGACACCAAGAAACCAACUCAAGAACAGAAUCUAGUGACUUGGGCGAGUCCAUUGUUUAAAGAUAAGAGAAAGUUCACGUUAAUGGCGGAUCCGUUGCUUGAAGGGAAGUAUCCGAUAAAGGGAUUGUAUCAAGCGCUUGCAGUUGCAGCGAUGUGUCUUCAAGAAGAAGCAGAAACGAGGCCAACGAUGAGCGAUGUAGUCACUGCGCUUGAGUACUUAGGAGUGACCAAAGUCGAAGAAAAUAAUGAAACAGAUAACAACAACAACAAAGAAGAAGGAGAAGAUGAAAGAUCUUAAGCUUUAAGCAUUUUUUUUUAUGUCUUGAUACGUUGCACAAAUCUGUAACACAUCAUCAUGGAAUCAGGUUUUAGAGUUACAACAAGCAUUAUCAUAAACAAAUCAGUACAACAAACAUCA